Molecule: messenger RNA, 808 nt
Organism: Zalophus californianus (California sea lion)
Lineage: Eukaryota; Metazoa; Chordata; Mammalia; Carnivora; Otariidae
Product: PEST proteolytic signal-containing nuclear protein
Exons: 1
Coding region: 10-546 (178 amino acids)
Biological process (GO): proteasome-mediated ubiquitin-dependent protein catabolic process; protein ubiquitination
Cellular component (GO): nucleus
Source: RefSeq, a predicted model, not a curated record
GCGGGGAAAAUGGCGGACGGGAAGGCGGGAGAGGAGAAGCCUGAGAAACCGCAGCGAGCUGGAGCCGCCGGAGGACCUGAAGAAGAAGCAGAAAAACCUGUGAAAACUAAGACUGUUUCUUCCAGUAAUGGAGGGGAAAGUUCCAGUCGCAGCGCUGAGAAGCGAUCAGCUGAAGAAGAAGCUGCAGACCUCCCAACAAAGCCUACAAAGAUCUCCAAGUUUGGAUUUGCCAUAGGUAGUCAGACGACAAAGAAAGCCUCAGCCAUAUCCAUCAAACUUGGAUCAAGUAAGCCUAAAGAAACUGUUCCAACACUUGCUCCAAAAACCCUUUCAGUAGCAGCAGCUUUUAAUGAAGAUGAAGAUAGUGAGCCAGAGGAAAUGCCUCCAGAAGCAAAGAUGAGGAUGAAGAAUAUUGGAAGGGAUACACCAACAUCAGCAGGACCAAACUCCUUCAAUAAAGGAAAGCAUGGUUUUUCUGAUAACCAGAAGCUAUGGGAGCGAAAUAUAAAAUCUCAUCUUGGAAAUGUCCAUGACCAAGACAAUUAAAUGAUGUGUUUUGAAAUUGGGGUGUGGGGUGGGUGUAAAGUUAAAAGGAACAGUUUCCUUUUUUAAAGAAUGGUAUAAGACUAUCUUUGGAGCCGCCUUUUUUUUUUUUUUUUUUUUAAGAUUGAGUGGUACACUAAUGAGAGUUUGAAAUUAGAGGUAAUUUAUGUUUUAUAUACAGAUUUCAAGACAUUUGCUAAUUUUGUAGUUUCAUGUGAUUAGUUUCCAAAGGUUACAGAUAAUAAAAAAUCAGAAAUGGUACCUU